AUGUCUCCCGUUUCCAAGGUCUAUGGGGCCACAUACUCGACUUGCACUCAGCGGGUGCUCUUCCUGCUCGAGGAGCUCGGGAUACCGUACGAGCUAGUCUCGAUUAGUAUGAAGGAAGGGGAGCAUAAGACACCGACUUUCGUAGAUCAACAGCACCCUUUUGGACGUCUCCCGGCAUUUGAAGACGCGACUACGAAAGUAUUUGAAUCCCGCGCAAUUUGCUAUUACCUGGCCGCGAAGUACGGUGGUCCUCUCCGCCCACCUUGCGAAGACGUGAAGUUAUCACGAUUCCAACAAGCAGCGAGUGUGGAAUACUCAUACUUCGAUCCACCUAUCACGCAAUUAGCCUACCAGAAACUAUUUAAAAGGCAAAUGGGUCAAGGGGAGCCCGACGAGCAGUUGGUCCAUGAAUGUGAGCGUAGAAUACAGGAAUGCCUAGAUUACUACGAACAACUUCUAGGGGAGGACGAAUACCUCGCUGGAAAGAAGUUCACCCUUGUGGAUAUCUUUCAUGCCCCUUGGAUCGCCUUCCUAUCCAGAUUAGAGAUGGAGAGCGAUAUUAGUUCAAGGAAGAAUUUGAAUGCGUGGUGGGACAGGGUCCGCAACCGGCCUGCGUGGAUGGCUGUCACGAAUAUGGCAUGAUUGGGAUUAAUUAUACAUGCUGUACGAUGUAUAGAGAGCCUGUUUGCUGAAGAGUUUAUGAGGAGUCUAAACUGCACAUGGAAUGCUUACACUCGGCCGGAGGGUGCUUUAGAUUAGGUAGCUGGAAUUGGGAUCUGCAGAUUGGCGAAUAUGUGGCGGCAGCAAGAAUACCUGAGAACACUACGAAUACUGAGUAGGUGAACGCUAAUGCCUAAAAGGAGAGUAUUACGAUUCUUGGU
Molecule: messenger RNA, 881 nt
Organism: Aspergillus calidoustus
Lineage: Eukaryota; Fungi; Ascomycota; Eurotiomycetes; Eurotiales; Aspergillaceae
Source: the annotation of a GenBank genome assembly